Messenger RNA from Danaus chrysippus (African queen), 240 nucleotides. Lineage: Eukaryota; Metazoa; Arthropoda; Insecta; Lepidoptera; Nymphalidae. The record is from the annotation of a GenBank genome assembly.
AUGCUGGGAGUAGCUUCUCAUCACCAGGCAGCCCUGGGGAUAUUGGAAGCUGGUGGCCUCUCCCAUGUGUGUCAUGUAUGUAUCGUGUGUCUAGAGCAGUGCCACCAUGUGUCAGUGUCCAGACAUCUACGAGACACAUCCGUCUCUAGAGAAGGACCGCCGCGGUCGACGGAGGAACGAUCUGUGAGGCGGGGUUCAUUGUUGUGUAUUGGUUUCAUUAAAAAUAUAUAUAUAAAGUAA